This is a messenger RNA of Anolis sagrei ordinatus, 9705 nucleotides long. RefSeq names its product erbb2 interacting protein (gene ERBIN). Gene Ontology annotation, molecular function: protein binding. Gene Ontology annotation, biological process: neurotransmitter receptor transport, endosome to postsynaptic membrane; receptor clustering; establishment or maintenance of epithelial cell apical/basal polarity. NCBI's taxonomy places the organism in Eukaryota, Metazoa, Chordata, Lepidosauria, Squamata, Anolidae. Gene Ontology annotation, cellular component: adherens junction; postsynaptic membrane; postsynaptic density. The record is from RefSeq and is a predicted model, not a curated record.
GGAGGGAGGGAAGGCCUCUCUCAGUCUUUCUCUCUCUCUCUCUCUCUGGCCUGGGCGGAGGCGCAAAAGCCGCGUAGUAGUAGUAAUAGUAACGCCCGCCGCCCUCCUGAGCUGUUGCUGCUUCCUCCCUCCCUUCCUCCGCCCUUUGAGGAGAGAAACACCUCACACAGAGAGAGAGAGAGGGAGAGAGAGCUGCUGAGGGCGGGAAUAAUGGGGAAAGAAGGAAGGAAGGGGGAAGUGUGAGGAGGAGAAGGAGGAGGAGUCGAGUGUGAGGCAGAGGAAGCGAGGGAAGAAAGGAAAAGGAGGAGAGAAGGAAAGAAGGAAGGAAGGAAGGGGCAUGUUGCGCCUCCAUCUCGCUUUCCCUUCCUAGUAGCAGUGAAGGAGGCGACGACAGCAUCCAAAGCCUCGUGAGGGAAGGAAGGAAGGAAGCAGGGUUUAGGCCUCCAAGAGGCCGGGGAAAGCAGGCCUCAGUUGGGUUUCAUGAGGGGCAGGAAAUGACUCCUCAGCCGGGACUGGGCGGCGUUUGAGGCACCUGAAACCGCAUAUUUUGUCAGGGCGGAAAGAGAGAGAGAGAGAAAGGAGGAGACUCGACGAGACCUCUCCUUCCCCCCCCUUCUUCUUCGCAAUUGGAAAGGAUACAACAAGGUGGGGGGGAAAACCCGCAAGAGUAUCGCGAGGAGACCUUUCCUCCCCCUUCUUCGCAACAGGAAAGGAUACAAGGGGGGGAAAAACGCCGCAAGAAAGAAGAGACUGAAACACGGAAAGAAGGAGGAGAAAAAAGGACUGAAACACGCAGAGAUUGAGCUUUUCUCUCCUCUGUACAAGUGAGUUGUGGAAAGGAUACAACAAACGACAAGAAGGAAAAAAAUACACCGCAGGAAGAGACUGAAACGGGAAGAAGGAGGCGGAGAAAAAGGAGACUGAAACACACAGAAAUUGGGACUCAACGAGAGCUUUUCUCCUCUCUACACAACUGGAGUGAGUUGUGGAAAGGAUACAGCAAACAAGGAAAUAAAACACCGCAAGAUACAACAAACGACAAGGGGGAAAAACACCACAGGAAGAGACUGAAACGGGGGAAGAAGGAGGAGGAGAAAAAGGAGACUGAAACACACACACAGAGAGCUUUUCUCCUCUCUACACAACUGGUGUGAGUUGUGGAAAGGAUACAACAAAUAACAAGGGUAAAACACCGCAAGAGACUGAAACAGAAGGAGGAGGAGGAGAAAUAGGAGACUGAAACAAGCAGAGAUUGAGACUCAACCAGAGCUUUUCUUCCCUCUACACAACUGGAGUGAGUUGUGGAAAGGAUACAACAAAUAACAAGAAAAACACCGCAAGAAGAGUCUGAAACGGGAAUAAGGAGGUUGCAAAAAAGGAGACUGAAACACGCAAAGACUGAGACCCGACGAGAGCUUUUCUCCUCUUCUUCACAACAGGAGUGAGUUGUGGGAAGGGUACAACAAACAACGACAAACGCAAGAAGAGACUGAGACAGAGGAAGAAGGAGGUGAAGAGAGAGGGAGAGACUCGACGAGAGCUUUUCUCUCCUUCUUCACAACUGGAGUGAGUUUUGGAAAAGGAUAACAAACCAGGACAAAAGCAAGAAGAAGAAGAGGCUGAAACACGGAAAGGGGGAGAAGAAGGGAUCUAAUCAGGGAGAAGAAGAUACUUUUUGGGUCCCCUUCUCGAUUGAGAGGGGGAAAGUGAAGGGGAGGAAGGGGUUUAGUGCAAAGGAAGCACCAAGGAAAGCCCCCCCCCCCAAGAAGAAGAGACUGAAACGAGGAAGAGAAGGGAUAUAAUCAGGCAGAAGAAAAUAUUUUUUGUCCCCAUCUCGACUGAGAGGGAGAAAAGGUGAAAGGGGGAGGAAGGAGUUUUGUGCAAAGGAAGCACCAAGGAAAGUCCUCCCAAGAAGAAUAAGAGACGGAAAGGAGAAGAAGGGAGAGAAACAGAGAUUAGACAAGAUCUUUUCUCCACUGUGUGGGAAAAAAAGUGAAGAGGAGGAAAGUGUGUGGAAAGGAAGCAACAAAAAGAAUUUAAAAAAACCCAAGGAAAAGGGAGUAAAAUACACAGAGGAAGAAGAGUAGAAGAGCCUCUCUUUUUCCCCCUGGCACUCCCAACUGAGAGUUGUUGCUUCUCCCCUUUGCUUUCGUUUUUUUGUUGGGGAGAAAAAAAAUCCACUUUUGGGAUUUAAAACGUUGCUGGAAGAACUCUGCGCAGAUGGAGGAAAUCGGGACGCCUGAAGUCUGAGAAUGUUGGCUUUGAAAGCUCAGGGAAGAAGUAGCAGGGACAAAAACAUAUCCCAGUGUGCCUGAAAAUGACAACAAAGCGGAACUUGUUUGUGAGGUUGGUGCCAUGCCGCUGUUUGCGUGGCGAAGAGGAAACUGUCACUGCACUUGAUUAUUCUCACUGCAGCCUAGAGCAGGUGCCUAAGGAGAUUUUUACUUUUGAAAAAACAUUGGAGGAACUCUAUCUCGAUGCUAAUCAAAUUGAAGAGCUUCCAAAGCAACUUUUUAAUUGUCAGUCUCUGCACAAGUUGAGUUUGCCGGACAAUGAUCUAACAACAUUGCCUGCAUCCAUAGCAAAUCUCAUUAACCUCAGGGAACUGGAUGUCAGCAAGAAUGGCAUACAGGAGUUUCCAGAAAAUAUCAAAAACUGUAAAGUUUUGGCAAUUGUUGAAGCCAGUGUAAACCCCAUUUCAAAGCUACCAGAUGGAUUUUCCCAGUUGUUAAACCUAACACAGCUAUACCUAAAUGAUGCUUUCCUUGAGUUUUUACCCGCCAAUUUUGGCAGAUUAACUAAACUCCAGAUUUUGGAGCUUAGAGAAAACCAGUUAAAAAUGUUGCCAAAAACCAUGAACAGACUGACUCAGCUGGAGAGGCUGGACCUGGGAAGUAAUGAAUUCACAGAAGUGCCUGAAGUACUUGAACAGUUAAGUGGGUUAAAAGAAUUUUGGAUGGAUGGUAACAGAUUAACUCUUAUUCCAGGGUUUAUGGGCAGUUUGAAACAUCUGAUCUACUUGGAUGUUUCCAAAAACAACAUUGAAACCCUUGAAGAAGGCAUUUCAGGAUGUGAAAGUUUACAAGACCUGCUGUUAUCUAGUAAUUCACUUCAGCAGUUGCCAGAGUCUAUUGGUUGUCUAAAGAAACUAGCAAUUCUUAAAAUUGAUGAAAAUCAGCUAAUGUAUUUGCCAGAUUCCAUAGGAGGGUUAACAUCAGUUGAGGAACUGGACUGUAGUUUUAAUGAGAUUGAGGCCUUGCCUUCAUCUAUUGGGCAGCUCUCCAAUAUAAGGACUUUUGCUGCGGAUCAUAACUUCUUAACACAGUUGCCACCAGAGAUUGGAAACUGGAAGUAUGUUACUGUUUUGUUUUUACAUUCAAAUAAGCUGGAGUUCCUCCCAGAGGAAAUGGGUGAUAUGCAGAAAUUGAAAGUCAUCAAUCUAAGUGAUAAUAGAUUGAAGUAUUUGCCAUACAGCUUUACAAAGCUGCAACAGCUGACUGCCAUGUGGCUCUCAGAUAAUCAGUCUAAACCACUCAUUCCCCUUCAAAAAGAAGUUGAAUCAGAAACACAGAAAACAGUACUUACUAAUUAUAUGUUUCCUCAACAACCAAGAUCUGAAGAUGUUAUGUUCAUAUCUGAUAAUGAAAGUUUCAAUCCUUCGCUAUGGGAAGAACAGAGGAAGCAGCGUGCACAAGUGGCUUUUGAAUGUGAUGAAGAUAAAGAUGAAAGGGAAGCUCCACCCAGGGAAGGUAAUUUGAAGAGGUAUCCAACACCAUAUCCUGAUGAGUUAAAGAACAUGGUCAAAACAGUUCAAACAAUAGUACACAGAUUGAAAGAUGAAGAAAAUACAGAAGAUGCUAGCAAAGAAACAAAGCAAGAGAGUCAGCAGGUUACAGUGAAGGAUGUUGGUGUAAAGACUUCAGAGGUUACACCAGUGAAGAACAAAAUGGAAAAUGAGCAUAAUAUGAUGGGAAAUUGUGUGCAGAAGCUUAAUGAAUCAGAUGCUGAUAACGGUUCUGGAAAUGUGCAGACAAGUGCUCAAGUUAAAACAUCAGAGAACACAAAGCCAAUUGCUAAUCAUGAAGAUACUCUUGAGCAUGAAUCAGAAGAUCUGUCCUCUGAUGAAGAAAUGAAAAUUGCAGAAAUGAGACCACCUCUCAUAGAAACAUCCAUUAACCAGCCAAAAGUUGUAGCACUUGGCAGUAGCAAAAAGGAUGACAGUAAAGAUCUGGAUUCCUUGUCCGAUGACCCCACCCACAACAGCAACCAAAAUAACAGCAAUUGUUCCUCUCCUUCACGAAUGUCUGAUUCAGUUUCUUUAAAUACUGACAGUAGCCGUGAAGCAUCACUGAGUUCUCCAGACAAAGAAACUAACUUGGCUGUCUCUUCCAAAACCAGGCAAGAAGAUGAAAAUUAUAAUAGUCUCUUACAAAAUGGAGGUGAAAUAAAUGUUACAGCAGAAGAAAAAUUGGCUGCUCAAAACACUGUAACUAAUUUCAAUGACUUUAGGUUCAGUAUUGAAGAGAAAUUGGCUCUAAUAGAGAGAGGAGUUGAGCUCACUAGUGCUACUGAUGAGUCCCACAAAUUACACCAAAUUAAUAAGAAUAUCUGUAAAUUGACUGAAGAGGAAAGAACACAACCAAAUGUACUGCAAGAAAUAAAAACACAGGAAAUAUCAGUAAAGGGACUUUUAAAUAAUAAUAAAGAAGUAAUGGAGCACUUGGAAAAUGGAAAUAAAUAUUCUAAUCUGUGUCCUCUGAACAAUGUUAAUGGACAUUCUGAUGAAAUUCCUCCCUCUUCAGGAAGAUCAGAGCUGAAGAGAAGUGCUACUAUUGAUACCGAUUCUUCUUCAGAAAUGGGUCUUUCAAAGAGUACUGAAGAUUUGUCUCCACAGAGAAGUGGGCCAGUUGUAAAAUCUCAUAGCAUAACUAAUAUGGAGACAGGUGCUCUGAAAAUCUAUGAUAUUAUCAAUGACAAUGGAUCUCAGCAGCCAACUCCAGUAGUAAAAUCAACAGCCAUGGUUCCAGAAGGAAAAAAUAUAGUCCGAAGCAAGUCAGCUACUCUCCUCUAUGACCAGCCAUUGCAAGUAUUUUCUGGGUGUUCAUCAUCAUCUGAUUUAAUAUCGGCAAAAACAGUUUUCAAAUUUGAUUCAAAUCACAAUCCUGAGGGAACUAAUACGAUAAGAGGACAAGGGACAAAUACUUCACAACCAUUCAGUCCUCCCCAGUAUAAUAUCCAAUACAGUAGCAGUAUAGCAGCCAAAGAAUCCUUGUGGCCCCCAAAGCAAAAUUCCCUAGGUGAACAAAACUGCUUACCUCCUCAACGUUUGCCAAGGUCAGAAACUAUAGACAGCUGCAAUUCUGUGAAACAUUCUGCCAACAUGAAUUUCUCCAAUCAUAAUAAUGUUAGAGCUACUGCUGCAUACACUAUGCAUCAAAGAAUGGGUGGGAGGCAUGCAGAGAUGUGGGCCGUUCCACCGAAUGACAGACUUGUUUCUGGAGCAACUCGAAAUACUCUCCAGCGUCAGAGCAGUGUCUCCUCCACUGCUUCAAUGAACGUAGCUGAUUCUGGACCUCCACGGCGACCUCAGGUUCCCGAAAGAGAUUAUUUAACAUACAGGGAUUUACACUCAAUGGGAAGAGUACCAGCUAUGAUGUCAGGGCCACAGAGACCACUUUCUGCUAGAACCUAUAGUGUGGAUGGGCCAAAUGUACCUCGACCUCAGAGUGCUCGCCCUUCACCAAAUGAAAUACCAGAAAGAACUAUGUCAGUUAGUGACUUCAAUUACUCAAGGACUAGUCCUUCUAAACGAGCAAACCCUCGAGUAAAUUCCGAACAUUCUCUGCUGGACCCUCCAGGAAAAAGUAAAGUUCCUCCUGACUGGCGGGAACAGGUGCUGCGACACAUUGAGGCCAAAAAAAUGGAAAAGAGCAUGCUGUCUAGGUCCUUUAAUUCCAAUUAUGCUCCAGUUAGCAACUUUUACUAUGGCAGCUCUAGGGAUCUGCAUGGCAGCCAAGGCAAUGUUGCCUUGAGUGUUGCAGACGGAAGGAGCUCUGGUGUUCACAUUGUUCGUCAUCCUCAAACAUCAAUCCCAGGAGACCAAUGCCAAGAGGACGUAUUUAUUUCUGGUCAGCAGAACUACACAUCUACCCCAAUUUGCCUCAAAGAUGUUGCUCCAGAUAGCAUUAAAAAGCAUCCUGUGCAGAUACCAUUGACAAAUGGACAAAUGUGCCAGCCCCCAAGACCUCAGGCAAACUACAGUCAAGUCCAUCAUGCUGCACCUCAAGCCUCUGUAGCAAGACAUCCUUCUAGAGAGCAACUGAUUGAUUAUCUGAUGCUUAAAGUUGCUCAUCAGCCUCCCUAUACUCAGGCCCAAGGUCCAGUCAGGCAUGAGCUGUCAAAGCAAGAGAUGCGAGUGAGAAUUGAAAAGGACCCAGAACUUGGAUUUAGUAUAUCUGGAGGAAUUGGUGGUAGAGGAAACCCCUUCAAGCCUGAUGACGAUGGUAUAUUUGUAACCAGAGUACAACCUGAAGGACCAGCAUCCAAGUUGUUGCAGCCAGGAGAUAAAAUUGUUCAGGCUAAUGGGUAUAGCUUCAUCAAUAUUGACCAUGGACAUGCAGUAUCUUUACUAAAGACUUUCCAGAACACGGUGGAACUCAUCAUUGUUCGAGAGCUUUCUUAAAUACUAUGGAGGAAUGGCAUACGUCCACGUGAUCCUCUGAAAGACUUGUGGGAAAACUGAAUAUUUUGACUAUUUUUAUAUACAAAACUUUUAAAAUUAUGUACAGUAAUAAAAUAAUGAACUUGUGGUUAUGGGGGAAAACCACUGUAAAGAACAUAGAUGAAACAGUUUUGAAAAUGCAACUGGCAUUGUAGCAAUCAGUGAUCACUCCUCCAAGAACAAACCUGUGGUGUAUUUUGUACAGAUGGUAGGUUUAUUUUUGGAUAAUUCAUAUACAUUACUAAACUUCAUGUAAAUGGAGCCUCCAUUGUAUCCAGUGGACAGAUGGCAGGGCUUUCUGUCCUGUAGCUGUUUGUUGCCUUUAAUUUUUUUUGUUCGUUCACCUCAUUUUACUGUCUUUUAAAAAAACCACUUCUGUAGAUGUGGAUAGGAGAUUUGAAAUGCUGGCUUUGAUAUGUGCUUAUUUGUAUAGAUGAAUGGGUAGAUGGAAAGUGGGACUGGCUGGAUUAAUUUAAGAGGCCAGGUACAAUGGCUUUGAAAGUAUAGAAUUAAGAAAGGAAGGGUGGAAAAGAGUUUACAUGAGAAUGUAUAUCUACCAAUAGAAAAAAAUGCAAUAAAAUGUGAUGUCUAUUUAUGGAGACUAUAAACACCAUUCUGGGAGUUCCACAGGACUGUCUCAUAUCACAUCCACUGACUGUCUUAUUUCCUACAUGUAAUUCAAUUUUAAGUGUUGUUUUUUUUUUUUUUUAAUCGCCCUGUUUUUUCCUCCAUUUCUGCUGUGGAGUUUUACUCGGAGAAUAUUCUCUGCUAAAAAAAAUCCCCACUUACGUGCAAAUGGGUGAUUUUUUUUUCUGCCUUGUAUUAAAUAUUACAUAUUCAAUUUAGAGGGUUUUUUUUUAAAAAAAAGGAAUGAAACUGAAAUGGCCAGUUUUUUUUAUUGUGUUGUGUGUAUGCAACUCACCACAUGUACGUAUAUCACACAUGUGCAUGUUCCAGACCUCUAAUCAUUUUGCCAGAAAAAGUGUCUUUCUUUCUAAUGGAGCUCAUUGCAGUGAGCCCUGCGAGGAUUGGGCUGCCCAGGGAUGAAUGGUUUAAGGAGGGUUAGGAAAGAAGUCUUGAUUUUAUAUGGCCUUGAAUUGCCUUGUUAUCAUGAAAGGAAACAAUACGUACGGAGCUAAGUAACCAAAGCCAGUUUUUUUGUGGAACUGUUGCACAGUGAUGGGAGAAAUGCCGUUGGGAGGUUGUGGGGCAAAGGGAUGGGUGCUGUUAACCCACCGGUUUGUAAUGAUCUUUCUCAAAGGGCUGUUCCUACAGGUGAUGUUAAAUGUGAACUAGACACUUCAGAGUCAUUAAAGGGUUUCUACGUAUAUCAAUGUAAUAGUGAUUUACCACAGGCUGCCUUUGUUCCUUAUUACUUGUAUAAAAUAUCGGCUUAUACAUAAUUAAUUUUGUUUAUGACAAACAUUAUCUUUAUUUCUUCUUUUUCCUUGUAUGACAGAUAUGAAAUUGCCUAACUUGUUAGAUAAUAAGUAAUACAUGGUUAUUAUGGACCAGAGAAAAGUGCCAUAGAAGACCAAUAACUGUUUUUUAAAAGUCAAAUGAUUAACCAUCAUUGGAGCAAUAUUCAGUAACUACAGUUUUUAAUAAAUAGAAAUUGGCAGAUUUAAAAAGAGAUAUAGCAAAAGCACCAGCCUAUUGUAGUUAUUUGGAAAGACUUGCUGGAAUCAAAAGGAAAUCUGCAUCUAGUCAGUACUUUCUAAGUAUAUAAACUUCAGUGACAUUGCACUUCAAAGAAGUUAUCAUCUGCAUAUUGUAAUGUGUAUAGUUUUUAAUAAUUUUAAUUGAAACCCUUUAACAACUCUUUGUACAUUAAUUUUAGUUGAUUUCAUUAAUAUUUACAUAGGAAUUGAUUUUUAUAUUAGCAAAAAUGUGUUGUAUUUUGGUAAAAUCUACUUAUUUUCUCAGUGUGCUGUUUAAUCUUUAAAGGAAAAACAAGAAACAUAGCUAUAUCAUGGCAGGCUUCAGUGUUACCUUGCUUCUAAAAGUGUCUUCUUUUUAAUUUCUGUACAUUUUAUUGGCAGUUUAAAAAUCAACACUCACCAGUAACCUCAGCAUUUUAAAGGGAAUAUAACAGAUCAGUCUUAAUCUGACUGAGACAUCAAACUAUAAUUAUGAGGAUAUCAAAACUGGAACUGAUUCUUCAUUGAUCAUGGACUUAGUUUGUCUUUUUAUACAAGACAUCAGUUUGUAAUAAGGUGUUGAAAUAAAGGGCAUUUCAUAUGAAUCAACAAGCAUUUGUAACCUAUGCUAUUCAAAUUUAACUAAAUUUGUAUAUAGCAAUGCUGCCAAAAUGAUCAUAGCUUGUUAGGAUUAAUUUAAAGUAAAAGACUUGGUGCUUUUAAUUUGUUGUGAAAAAGAAGAAAAAUAUAUUUCCAAUAUUUUUGAUGGCUGUUGUCUCUUGGGGGAAAUAACACAUUUUUAAAUGUGAUAUUCUGUUUGUAUAGGGAGAUGGUCAGAAUACUCUUUCUUGAGAUAUGCUGUGGAAAGAAGAGGCCAGAAUGCAAGGAGAGAGCUCCCAUGCUAUUAUUAGUAAUGUUUCUUAUCUUGUCAAAUAAGAUAUGACUGCAGACUAUGGAGCAGAACAAAUUAAAUGUUUAUCAGGUCCAUAUUCUUUCACAGCAGGUCAUUAAAGAAUCAGUUCAAAUUAAAAUUCUGGUUAAAAAACCCAAAUAUUUAUUGUGUAAAUAUUUUUUUUUACUUUUUUGACUAGAGUUUCAGAAAUGUGUAUAUACUUGAACACAUCCUUUGAACACAAUCAUAGCAAUAAGCAAAACACAGAAAUCAAGCCUUUAUCAUUAAUUUGCGGUGUACUACUUUUUUAAAAAAGUAAUUAUUUCCUUGUCAUCAGCUAUGUAAUGUUUUUAUUGAUCACCAUUUAGUCAGCAUUCCAAAAUUUUGUAUAUAAAUAAAAUUGUUUCUGAAGUAACACAUGGAGAAUAGAUAAUAAACUAAUGCUCUUUAAA